Messenger RNA from Mercurialis annua (annual mercury), 1965 nucleotides. RefSeq names its product F-box/kelch-repeat protein At1g67480. The transcript is spliced from 4 exons. NCBI's taxonomy places the organism in Eukaryota, Viridiplantae, Streptophyta, Magnoliopsida, Malpighiales, Euphorbiaceae. Gene Ontology annotation, molecular function: protein binding. The coding region runs from base 620 to 1798 and encodes 392 amino acids. The record is from RefSeq and is a predicted model, not a curated record.
AGCCAAUGCUCCAAAGCCUGUAUAAAAAACAGACAGCAAAACCAGCAAGAAGAACACAAGAUUGGAUUUAUUUCCUAGAAAGCCGGAUUUGCAUAAGAAAUCUGAUCCUGACGUGGUCCUUCUCUAUCAGUUUUAUCCAUAAUCCCUCAUUUUUCGUUUUCUCUUACACCAGGCCAAUUUUUCUCCUUUAAAAACUUCAAACAUUACCCUCUAUUUUCCCAUAAUUUCAUUUUCAGGCUGGUGAAUAUCAUCCCAUAAAGAUGGAAGUUAGAGGGGGCUGAGGCUUAACAAGUUCUAUGGCCUUGAUUGAUAUAUGGGCAAUGUGUGGGGAACGAGACUAUUUUAGAAGUUUGCAGUACAUUUUGAAUAAAACAAGCAAAAAGAGUUAUUUUACUAGAACAAUUUCGGGUAUGGAAUAUGAAUCGGAUUGGACUAGACACAGAAAAUCCUCAGCGUUUACUGCUCAAGCGAUUCGAUCAGCAACAUCUUUUAUGCCCUGGUCUUGUAAGAUUCCUAUAGGUGAUAGUUAUCACGAAUUUCUUUAAUUAAACAUCUGUCUUUUGAACGUUCUUAUUACUUUCUUGGGAGAUACAGUAGAUUGAGUACAAAUAUCAACUACAUGUCUCUUGAUUUCAUGAAAAUGCCGUGUUACGUGAGUGGAAAGAAAAGAUUAACAGAGAGGGACACCUCUUUCUCUAUUUCACCUGCCCAAUCUAAGUCGACUUGUUUGAAAAGCAACCUUCAGUUAGUUUCUCGAGUUUCUGAUGAUAUCGACAGUCCCAUUUUACCGGGGCUUCCUGAUGACGUUGCUAAGUAUUGCCUCGCACUUGUUCCUCGCCCUCACUUUCCAUCUAUGGGAGCUGUUUGCAAGAAAUGGAGAUUAUUUAUAAAAAGCAAAGAAUUUCUGGUUGUACGGAAACUAGCCGGGUUGCUUGAGGAAUGGCUUUAUGUCCUGACUGUGGACUCUGAAGGAAAGGAAAGCCAGUGGGAGGUUAUGGAUUGCUUAGGACAGAGACGUCAGCUUCUUCCGCCGAUGCCUGGACAUACUAAGGCCGGGUUUGGGGUAGCUGCUCUUAAUGGGAAGCUUCUCGUCUUGGCUGGCUAUUCUGUUAUUGAUGGGACUGGCUCUGCUUCAGCAGAUGUUUAUGAAUAUGAGUCUUGCCUUAAGAGUUGGAGCAAAUUAUCAAGCAUGAACGUUGCACGCUACGAUUUCGCGUGUGCAGAAGUUAACGGCAAAGUUUAUGUUGUUGGAGGUUAUGGAAUAGACGGUGAUAGUCUAUCGAGUGCUGAGAUGUAUGAUCCCGACACCGGAAAGUGGACCCUAAUAGAGAGUCUACGUCGCUCGAGGUGGGGUUGUUUCGGUUGUAGCUUUGAGGGAAAGCUUUAUGUCAUGGGAGGCAGGUCAAGCUUCACCAUAGGCAAUUCAAAGAAGGUCGAUGUGUACAAUCCCGAGAGGCAGACAUGGUGUGAAAUGAAGAAUGGUUGCGUCAUGGUUACUGCUCAUGCUGUGCUGGGAAAGAAGCUCUUCUGUAUGGAGUGGAAGGAUGAGCGUAAACUAGCUAUAUUUAACUCAGAAGAUGAUUCCUGGAAAAUGGUUCCGGUUCCGAUAGCCGGAAGCUCGACUAUUGGUUUUCGGUUCGGAAUACUUGAUGGGAAACUUUUACUGUUCCCACAGGAGAAAGUACCAGGUUGCUAUACUCUGCUGUAUGAUCCUAAUGCUUCCCCAGGUUCCGAGUGGCGGAUGUCGGAAAUUAAGCCAUCUGGACAGUGCUUGUGCUGUGUAACUGUCAAGGCUUGAAAUGAUAUGCUGCACAUUUAGUGAUUUUCUCUGUAAUAGUAUGCGUUUGUACUUUUGAUCGGAUUAUCCAUUUGACGUUAUCAUUUAGAUAGCUUCACUCCGUGCUUAAUCAUGGAAGCGAGCCUUCCUCGUUGGUGCAGUUUAAAAUAGCUAGUGAUUUUUUUGAA